Molecule: messenger RNA, 1350 nt
Organism: Ictalurus furcatus (blue catfish)
Lineage: Eukaryota; Metazoa; Chordata; Actinopteri; Siluriformes; Ictaluridae
Gene: osm
Product: oncostatin M
Exons: 2
Coding region: 146-676 (176 amino acids)
Source: RefSeq, a predicted model, not a curated record
ACUGAUAUGAAUCAUAACAUCAAUCAUCAUCAUCAUCAUCAUCAUCAUCAUCAUCAUUAUUAUUAUUAUUAUUAUUAUUAUUAUCAAUUAAUAAUUAUUGCUUCCGAGUUUGACUGUUGUCCUAUUUGUAAGUUGCAUUUCUCUCAUGGCGCUUCUGUCUCGUUUAGGCAUUCUGACGUUAUGUUUCGUCUUGAGUGUAAACCUAUGUACGCUCACGGCUUUUCCAGCUGAUUUGUGCAGAAUGGAGGCGAUACUAAAACGUGUGAAACAUGAGAUCCAGAAAUUACAAUCAGGCUUAAAUAUUCAUGUUAACCACAACGGUGAGAUCAUCCGUCACCUCAUGAUCAACAAGUCCCUGCCAAUCCCCCAGCAGUACAAGUCAGCUGCAUGUGGCCUCAGCUACAUGGAAAAAGCCUUGGAAGAGAUUCAAAAGCACCAGAAACUGAAUAAUAGUGAACAAAUCCAAAAGUUAUUUGAAGACGUUAUUAACAGAUUGAAAACGCACCUCCCGGUUUAUGCACGUCACACCUUGGGUAAAUGUGACAAUCCUCCACAGCUCAGCUGGCCUGAAAGUAUCUUCAAAGCCAAGCAGUGGACCUGGAAUUUCCUGGACUCAUCAGAGAAAUUCCUGCGACAUCUAAUCCACUUGCUGGAAUGUCGUGAAGAAAAUCCGUGACCAGGAUGUUUUUAUUUAUAUUUUGUUAUUUAAUAUUCGUACUAUUUCUAAAAGUGUAUUUAUAUGGAAAUACUAUUUAUUUGUUUUUAGUAUUUAUUUAACGAAAUUAUUUAACCAUUCUUUCUAUUCUAUUUUUGUAUCACUAUUUAAAGAUAACUGUUUUAGUAGGCAUGUACACGCGGUACAAUUUAAAUAAUUAAGAAACAAACAUCCUAAAAGUUUCCUGCAGUAGUUAAAAAGCACGCUAGUCAGUAAAAUAGACAUUUUCAUUAUUCAGACUGAAGAAAUUUGUGAAUUUUGCAGUAUUAAAAUUCCAUGCGCUUGCGUGUCGUUUAAUUCAAAUGAAUUCUCAGUAAUGAUUUGUAAAUUUUUGAUGCUUUCUUUUCUCUUUUCUUUUGAAAAUGUCAACUGCUGGGCACAACAUACUUCCUAAAAUUGACCUUCUAGCCCAGAUUCAAAACCUAGUCAAUCCCCUAUUUGUGUGUAAAUAGAUUUGUUUUUAUUAUUAAAAUUUGAUAUUUAAAAAAAAAUAUCUAUUCAAUUUGCAUUUAUUCACAUUUAGCCACACGGGUCACUGUAUAGAUAAAUAUAUAUUUUAUAAUUCAAUUCUAUGAACGAUUAUGAGUAAAUUUGGGUUCAACUAUAAGCAGCAGUCAUUAGAGAAGCAGGUGCAC